Messenger RNA from Penicillium psychrosexuale, 945 nucleotides. RefSeq lists its product as uncharacterized. Lineage: Eukaryota; Fungi; Ascomycota; Eurotiomycetes; Eurotiales; Aspergillaceae. The transcript has a single exon. The record is from RefSeq and is a predicted model, not a curated record. Gene Ontology annotation, molecular function: protein binding. The coding region runs from base 1 to 945 and encodes 314 amino acids.
AUGACACUGCAAAACCUACCAUUCGAGAUACUAUGUAUCAUCAUUCGAUUUAUAGGUAGCGAUCAGCUUCGCAAACAGGAAGUCUGCUGUUUGUUGGUCUGCAAGUUGUGGUAUCAGAUUGCACAGCCGCUCCUGCUAGAGGACCUGAAGCUGAGUGCGACUCAGUUGGUACAUGCCCCUGAAAACGUGUAUCCAAACCUGAGGGCGUUUUUGCGACAGCUCACAAUUGAUGCGCAUGGCCCCAAGGACUGGCCCGCUGAGCAGGAUCUCGCGAAAUUCAAUGAAAUACUCACUUCAUUGGCUAAACGGAGCAAUCAUUUAACAUCUUUCACUUUACGUGUCCGCAGCCACUUCGACCCAGUCAAUCCGCUGAUUCCUCGCCAGCAAUAUAUUUCAUCAUGGGACCCAACUCAAUUUUUGAGCGGCCUGGGUACCUCCAACCUCUCACACCUAGUCAUUGAUACCUACGGAUCAGAAAUGAGCAGCGCCAUACAUAUUUGUCCUCAGCUGGCGCUCCAGAUCCCUUCACUGAGGUCCAUGCGCUUACGCAUGUGUAGAAUUUGUCCACAGAUUUUUGAAUUUCGGCAGGGCGACAGUGCUAUGCCGUUGCAGAUUGAGAGUCUUAUCAUCAACCUCAGUCUCCAAGAUGUCGAUCGAUUCUCCGCAGGAUUUAGUCAUCAUUGUACUGAGCCAAGGAGGGCGUUGAGCCUAUACAAUGAGAUGAUUGCGACAGGUACUGAGAUUGCAAAACAAACCCCAAGCCUCAAAGUAUUCAAAAUUCUGUGCCACAAGCAUCCAACUUCCGAUACGAUGACUAUGAACUGUAUUACUGGGAUUAGGACCAUUCUUGCUGGCGCCGCCUGGGACUGGGGCGAUGAAGGGGAGUCUGAACCUGGCGAAUGGGUUUCCAACGAUUUCUCAUCGGAUAGUGAUUCCUCAAGUUGA